This is a messenger RNA of Zymoseptoria tritici IPO323, 1215 nucleotides long. RefSeq lists its product as uncharacterized. The transcript is spliced from 5 exons. NCBI's taxonomy places the organism in Eukaryota, Fungi, Ascomycota, Dothideomycetes, Mycosphaerellales, Mycosphaerellaceae. Bases 1 to 1095 code for a protein of 364 amino acids. The record is from RefSeq and is a predicted model, not a curated record.
AUGGACGUCGUCCAGCCGCACGGCGCCACCGCGGAGAAGAUCUUCACGAUCCGCCGGCCCAGUUGGACACAGUGUCGUCGAAUGGCUAUCCUCGGCAUGGCAAUGAGUGUUGUUGAUGGCGGUACAACACCAGGUCAGGUAGCAUUGGCGGCCUCGAAUGCUGGGGAGGUGGUGCAGUGUGCCCCAGAAGGCUACUCGAAGAUCGCAACCUUCCAGUCGAGCGAUCCCAACUUCCUUCAAUACCGUAAAUUCGGCUAUCUCCACUCCCGAGUGCUCUCAGCGUUGCAAUUCGACAUUGAGAAGCUCGAAAAGCAGCUGGACAAGCUGGACGACUUUGACAAGAGUUCUCCAAAUGGAGAUGCUCGGAAGUUGUCUUCGUUGGCCAGGGAUAAUUUGGACGGUAGUCCGGAGAGGUUGAGCAACAAUGAGGAGUUCCAGAAUAGGUUCGCGAAGACGAGACCAGAAAUGUUGACCGAGCUCAGGGCGAAGCUCGCGGAAUAUGACGAGAUGCUUCUGAAGACAAAAGCCGUCACGUCGCUGCAGAAGCCAUCCAGAAUGGACUAUGUCAGUGUGAAAGACUGGUUUGUCGAAGAGAAGCCAGUCAUCGACAAGGAAGCGACCUUCAUCCUUCGAAAAGAGGACAUCAUCACAUUGCGGGAUGGCAGGGAGUGUGCCGCGUUCGACAAUCUCGUGGAGCGGGCGCUGGCCAAAGUCGACAAGUUCUUGACGGUCCGCUGUAGAUGUACUGUCGUUCGGCAACUCUUCACCACCCCCGAACUGCGAGCCAAGACAUCCGACAAACUCAUCCACUACUACGCUCCCGCUCGAGUCGACAGUCUGGUCAACGUCAUCAUCACGGCCAUCAUCUUCAUGCUGAUGAUCUUGCCCGUAUACCAGAUGUCUGAGGACGAUGGAGCGAAGCCGUUCGAGGCGAUUGGCGUGUUGAUGUUCUUUACAUUGCUGUUCGGGUGUGCUAUGUCCAGUCUUACCAGAGCGAGUCGGCAGGAGCUGUUUGGUGCUUCUGCGGCGUAUUGUGCGGUGCUGGUGGUGUUUGUUAGUAAUUUCACGACGCAGACGGUCAACAUUGAGAAGUAGAGGACUUGUCAGUCAAGUGCCGUUCGACAGUCUUGCUUCGUGGCGACACAGGACAGUAUCGUAUCAGUGCAAGGAGCCAUUGUCAUAUCUGCCCUAUCAUGCUGUCUGUGAUUGAAAAAG